AUGGCCGUCGAUACAUCCAGCCCUGUGCCGGGUGCCGACUUCUUCUUCAAAGGCGAGACGGGACGCAACACACGAGGUCUUCUGCGUCUCAUCAUCCUGUGCACCAUUGCAGCAGCAGCCAUCUCCGCCCGCUUGUUCUCUGUCAUUCGCUUCGAGAGCAUUAUUCACGAAUUCGAUCCUUGGUUCAACUUUCGAGCAACAAAAUACCUCGUCAGCAACGGCUUCUACAACUUUUGGGAUUGGUUCGACGACCGAACAUGGCAUCCUCUCGGACGUGUCACCGGGGGCACUCUCUACCCAGGCCUCAUGGUCACAUCAGGAGCCAUCUACCAUGCUCUCCGCGCACUGGCGAUGCCCAUCGAUAUUCGCAACAUCUGCGUGCUCCUUGCACCAGCAUUCUCCGGCCUGACGGCCUUUGCGACCUACCUCUUCACGUCCGAGAUGAGUGACAGCCCUUCUGCAGGUCUGCUCGCCGCUAUUUUCAUGGGCAUUGCGCCAGGAUACAUCAGCAGAAGUGUGGCCGGUUCAUACGACAACGAAGCCAUUGCCAUUUUCUUGCUGGUCUUCACCUUCUACCUGUGGAUCAAGGCGGUAAAAGAGGGAAGCAUUAUGUGGGGUGCGCUGACGGCGCUGUUCUACGGAUACAUGGUCAGCGCAUGGGGUGGAUACGUCUUCAUCACCAACUUGCUGCCACUUCACGCUUUCGUGUUGAUCUGUAUGGGACGCUUCAGCGGGCGUCUAUAUGUCAGCUACACGACGUGGUAUGCACUGGGAACAUUGGCCAGCAUGCAGAUUCCCUUCGUGGGUUUCUUGCCAAUCCGCAGCAGUGACCACAUGGCUGCUCUUGGAAUCUUCGGUCUCAUCCAGCUGGUUGGUGCUGCCGAGUUUGUCCGUUAUCAGCUUCCGUCGAAGCAGUUCCAGACUCUGCUCCGCGCGAUGGUGCUGAUCGUUUUUGGUGUUGCAUUCGGCGGCCUCGUUCUCCUCACAGUCUCUGGAACCAUUGCACCUUGGAGUGGUCGGUUCUACUCGCUCUGGGAUACUGGAUACGCCAAGAUUCACAUUCCCAUUAUUGCUUCCGUCUCCGAGCACCAGCCGACCGCCUGGCCGGCAUUCUUCUUCGACUUGAACAUGCUCAUCUGGCUCUUCCCAGCUGGUGUGUACAUGUGCUUCCGUACUCUCCGCGACGAGCAGGUCUUCAUUGUCAUCUACGCUGUGUUGGCCAGCUAUUUCGCCGGCGUGAUGGUUCGUCUGAUGCUCACGCUCACUCCAGUCGUCUGCGUUGCCGCGGCUCUUGCCAUCAGCCAGAUUCUGGACACUUUCAUGGUCGCGAAAACCCCGGCGGAGCCAGCGGAGACCAAGACGAACGGGAAUGCCAAUGGCUCAGCCAACAUCUCGGAUAAGAUCUCCGCUAGCCUUCCCGACUCUCUUCGUUCUACCAAGGGGCCGCUGGUCGGUAUUUACAGCUAUGUUUCCAAGUCGCUUGUCACUGGAUUUGUGACUGCAUAUCUGCUCAUAUUUGUGCUUCACUGCACAUGGGUGACCUCGAACGCAUACUCCUCGCCAUCCGUCGUGCUUGCGUCGAAGCUGCCCGAUGGCAGCCAGCACAUCAUCGAUGAUUACCGCGAGGCUUACUACUGGCUGCGUCAGAACACUGAGCAGAACGCGAAGGUGAUGAGUUGGUGGGAUUACGGAUACCAGAUCGGCGGUAUGGCUGAUCGACCGACUCUGGUCGACAACAACACCUGGAACAACACCCACAUUGCUACGGUUGGAAAGGCCAUGUCCAGCCGCGAGGAGGUGUCGUACCCGAUCAUGCGUCAACACGAGGUUGACUAUGUGCUUAUUGUGUUUGGUGGUCUUUUGGGAUACUCAGGAGACGACAUCAACAAGUUCUUAUGGAUGGUCAGAAUUGCUGAGGGAAUCUGGCCCGACGAGGUCAAGGAGCGCGACUACUUCACUCAACGAGGCGAAUACCGCGUCGAUGACCAAGCAACCGACACGAUGAAGAACUCGCUCAUGUACAAGAUGAGCUACUACAACUACAACUCUCUCUUCCCCGCCGGCCAAGCUCAAGACCGCGUUCGCAACUCCAAGUUGCCAGCGGAGGGACCCGAGCUUUCGACGCUUGAAGAGGCGUUCACCAGUGAGAACUGGAUCAUCAGAAUCUACAAGGUCAAGGAUCUUGAUAAUCUGGGCCGGUCGCAUCAGGAUGCGGUGAAGUUUCAGAAGGGAAACAAGAGGGCGAAGGCGGCGAAGAGGAGAGGCGCGAGAGUUCUUCGUGUAGAGUAG
Messenger RNA from Zymoseptoria tritici IPO323, 2289 nucleotides. Its product is annotated as dolichyl-diphosphooligosaccharide--protein glycosyltransferase subunit STT3. Gene Ontology annotation, molecular function: dolichyl-diphosphooligosaccharide-protein glycotransferase activity. Gene Ontology annotation, cellular component: membrane. Bases 1 to 2289 code for a protein of 762 amino acids. The record is from RefSeq and is a predicted model, not a curated record. The transcript has 3 exons. Gene Ontology annotation, biological process: post-translational protein modification. NCBI's taxonomy places the organism in Eukaryota, Fungi, Ascomycota, Dothideomycetes, Mycosphaerellales, Mycosphaerellaceae.